Messenger RNA from Beauveria bassiana ARSEF 2860, 3189 nucleotides. Its product is annotated as vacuolar sorting protein 39 domain 1. The transcript is spliced from 4 exons. The record is from RefSeq and is a predicted model, not a curated record. Gene Ontology annotation, cellular component: fungal-type vacuole membrane; cytoplasm. Gene Ontology annotation, biological process: endosomal vesicle fusion; autophagy; regulation of ARF protein signal transduction. The coding region runs from base 1 to 3189 and encodes 1062 amino acids. Lineage: Eukaryota; Fungi; Ascomycota; Sordariomycetes; Hypocreales; Cordycipitaceae. Gene Ontology annotation, molecular function: guanyl-nucleotide exchange factor activity.
AUGCUCUCUGCCUUUACCGCGCGGCCGAUCAUUGAGCUGCGGCCGCGCGACAAAUCCAAGAUAGAGACGAUCCUUGCACAUGGCGAUCGCAUUCUUGUCGGCCUCAACACCGGCUCCCUUCGAAUAUACAGACUCAACGAUCCGACCCCGGUCAUUGAAAAUGGAUAUGCAGCCAGCAACUCCGUUUCGAGCAGCCUCCCCCGAAACAACAGUGAUCAUCAGCAGCGCCCAUCCUCGCGCGGCUCUUCACGACCGACAGACCUCCUGCGCGAAGUCGAAAAGUUUUCCACGCGCGCCAUCGAGCAGCUUGCUAUCAUUAAAGAGGCCAACACCAUCGUAUCGCUGUCAAACUACCACGUGUCGCUGCACGACCUACAGACCUACGAGCUGAUUGAGACUCUUGACAAGACCAAGAACGCUUCGGGCUUCGCCGUCACCUCGAACAUCGUCAAGGACCCAGAUACAGGCAUACCCGAGAUCAUCUCGCGGCUCGCUGUUUCUGUCAAGAGGCGUCUAUUGCUCUGGAGCUGGCACGAGUGCGAACUCGGCGGCGAUAAUGCCGAGGUGGUGCUCGCCGAGUCGAUCCGCAGUGUGACGUGGGCAAGUGCUACCAAGGUUGUGUGCGGAAUGAAUGGCGGCUACGUCAUGGUUGAUGCCCUCACACACGAGGUAGAAGAUGUCGCCGGUCCAGGCACGGUCGGCGCGGCGGGACAAAGCAGCCGCUUCGGCGCGGUCAGCAGUGCGGGUAUGGGCUACAUGGGCCUGGGCGGUUACAUGCCGAAGCCGUUGGCGUCCAAGCUAGCUGAUGGCCAAGUUCUCCUGGCAAAGGAUAUCAAUACGCUAUUCAUAGACGACGCGGGCAAGCCGCUGGACAAACGACAAAUCCCUUGGGCGACGGCGCCAGAGUCUAUAGGCUACUCAUAUCCGUACAUUGUGGCUCUGCAGCCACCAGCAAAGGGGUCACUAGAAGUGCGAAAUCCGGAGACUCUUUCACUUGUGCAGACUAUAUCGCUCCCUGGUGCAGCUCAGCUAUACUUUCCGCCUCCGAAUGUGAGCCUAGCGCAUGCCGGCAAGGGAUUUCACAUCUCUAGUGAACGAUGUGUCUGGAAAAUGGGUGCCACAGAUUACGACGCGCAAGUCAAGGAGCUGGUUGAUGCUGGCAACUAUGACGAGGCGAUUAGCCUCCUCAAUCUGCUGGAGGACGCGCUGCUCAAGAGCAAGACGGACACAUUGAGAGAGGUCAAGAUGCAAAAGGCUGAGGUGCUCUUUGCUGAGAAAAAGUAUCGCAAGGCAAUGGACUUAUUCAAUGAAGAUACUGUCCACGCUCCACCGGAACGAGUGUUGGCCCUAUAUCCGCCCAUCAUCUCGGGCGAGCUCUCCAAAUGGGCUGGCAAAGAAGAGCCUAAAAAGGCGAACGAUGCCGAUGAUACGGUACCCCGAGCCAGUGUCGAAACACAGCGCAAGUCUGAGGAUGCUGGUGAGAACACUUCGACCGUCGGUCGAUUCGCGGGUUUAUUUAGAGGAUCACAACGUAGAACGGCUGCAGAUGCAGCGUCGAUAUUGUCAGUGAAAAGGGAAGCUUCAGACGUCCCGGACGAGAAGGACUCCUCAGACUCGGCAGCCGCGGUGGACAAGCCUCUUGAAGGUAUAGACUUGAUGAAGGCUGUCCUUGAGCUCAACGGAUAUCUGGCCGGCACGCGUGCACGUUUGCAGCGUGUCAUUGACCCCGCCACCGGACUCCUCAAGCCCAUAGACUCGACGCCGGGCGAAGAUCCUACAGAUCGUUUUCUCCGAAUGGGCCCGAAUGAAAGCGAAGCGCAACUGCAGGAAAAGCUCCAACGCACGUUUCGUCUUGUUGACACGACGCUGUUUCGCGCCUACAUGCUCUCGCAGCCCUCACUCGCCAGCUCGCUCUUUCGCAUCCCCAACUUUUGCGACCCCGACGUGGUCAACGAGAAGCUCGUGGAGCAAGACCGCUACAACGAGCUCAUUGACUUUUUCUACGGCAAGAAGCUGCACAGGGAAGCCUUGGCGCUUCUCGUCAAGUUUGGCGCCGCGGCCAAGCCGGACGAGCGCGCGCCGGCGCUGCACGGUCCUAAUCGCACCAUCCAGUACCUGCAAAACAUGCCGUCGUCGGAGAUUGACCUGAUUCUGGAGAAUGUGGGAUGGACGCUGCGUGUGAACCCGGCGUUUGCCAUGGAGGUUUUCACGGGCGACACGGAGAAUGCGGAGACGCUACCCCGGGAGCGCGUGUCGGCGUUUCUACGGACGGUAGACACGGCGUUGGAGCGACAGUACCUCGAGCACGUCAUCAUGGAGCUGGACGAUGCUACGGCGGAUCUGCACAAUAGACUCGUGGAGCUGUACAUCUCGGCGUUGGUGGAGUUGAAGCAUAGUGACGACGAGUGGGAGCCGCUGAUGGAGCGCUUUCUCAAAUUUCUGCAAGCACCGAAUCCUGUGUACAGUCUCGGCAAGGCGUUUUCCACGAUUCCCAGGAAUGACGCGUCCUUUUACGAGGCACAGGCUGUGGUGCUGAGCAACAUGGGACAACACAAGCAGGCCUUGGAGAUUCUUGUUUUCAAGAUGCAAAACUAUGCCAAGGCAGAAGAAUACUGUAAUCGUAUCCAGCGACAAGCUCUUCCUCGGUCCGCCAACGACACAUCUCAAGACGGCGACGACGGCGACGACGAUGACAACGACACGCCAAACAUCUACCACACGCUCCUUUCUCUAUACCUCCAGCCAUCGUCACCGCACAAGCCGCAGCUCGAGCCUGCGCUCGAUCUCCUAUCCAAACACGGCGCGCGGCUCCCUGCGGCAUCGUCGCUCAGUCUCAUCCCCGACGACCUGCCCGUGAGCGCGCUCGAGUCGUACUUUCGCGGGCGCAUCCGCUCGGCCAACAGCAUGGUCAACGAGGCGCAGGUGGUGGCGGCGCUGCGCAAGGCCGAGGGCAUCGCCGUGGCGGCGGCGCUGCACGUGGGGGAGAAUGGCGCCAAGGGACGCAACAGACACGUAUCCAUUACGGACGAGCGGCUGUGUGUCGUAUGCCAUCGACGGCUGGGUGGCGGCAUGCGCGUCGGCGGCAGCGUAGUGGCGGUAAUGCCGGAUAACACGGUCGUGCAUUGGGGAUGCCUGAGCAGUGUGGGAGGGGAGCAGCGGCCGAAGACGCCGAGCUGGGCCCGGCACUAG